Molecule: messenger RNA, 239 nt
Organism: Soboliphyme baturini
Lineage: Eukaryota; Metazoa; Nematoda; Enoplea; Dioctophymatida; Soboliphymatidae
Source: the annotation of a GenBank genome assembly
AUGAUGGUUUUUCCGGAGUUUCAAGAAGCGGAUCAAGUGGACGAUGCCGAAGUGUUUGCAUCUCGUGUAAAAAUGUUUCUGGCGGAGAAAGUUGACGUGGCAGAAAUGGACCAGCAGCGCAGAUUUCCGCAAGAAGUAAUUUACGCGUUUAAGAAAUUGGGCCUUUACGGUUUGAACGUGCCAAAAAAUCAAGGUGAAAGCAAAUUAACAUUUAACUACCACCUAAAUUCUGUAUGACU